This is a messenger RNA of Paramecium sonneborni, 840 nucleotides long. NCBI's taxonomy places the organism in Eukaryota, Ciliophora, Oligohymenophorea, Peniculida, Parameciidae. The record is from the annotation of a GenBank genome assembly.
AUGAAUAAAUCAUCGCUUCAGUCACCAAAAAAGCAAUAACAUCGAAAGAUAGUUUCUUAAUAAUAAAGCAGUCGAACAUAUCGAUUCUUUGAUAGAUUGUAGCUAUUUACAAAGCAUAGAAUAUCUGUGGUUGAGGAGACACCAUAAAGAAGUGAAAGAUAAUAAAGAAGAUUGAAGAAGUAUUUUUCAACAACGAUGGCAAAUUCGAGCUGCAAUUGUAUUAAUUGUGGUAAGAGCAAUUCAUUUAUUCAAAAGACUUUUUAAUUAUUUUCAUUUGAGAGCAAGUAAAUUGAAUUAAUUUUAAAACAAAUUAGCUUUAAUCGAAGGAAGAGACUAUACAAAAGAUUUAGAAAGUAUUUUCAUUGUGUGUAAUUCAUAAUAAGAUAUAAGAUUGUUUAAAAAAUACGAGAUCGACAGAGGAAUAAAAUGAAGAAAGUAAUGAACUAGAAUGUACAUGUUUAUAAACCUUCAACAGUAGCUAAUUUAUUAACUGAAGGAAUCAAGUAUUUGUUAUUAGUAUAUUCAAGGUAAUUGAAAUAAUAACAUCAUGUGUAGGUAUUAAAUGAAAAUGAUUCUGAUGAGGAUUUUUAUAAUUUAAAGCCUAAGAUGCAUUAGAAUCGUAAAUCUUUGGCAAAUUUUUUAUUUUUGUCUAAUAAGGGAAAAAAAAAGUUAGAAUAAACCUAUUAUACAAAAUAAGCUAAUAGACCUAUUAGUUAAUAUAUAGCAAACCAUACUAAAGUAUCAACAACAUAAUGUUCUCCGAAAUCUAUAUUACCAUAGUUAUGUUCAUUGUAUGAUUUUAAAAACUCUAUCUCAGUUAGAAAUAUGAAAAAAUUUUGA